GCUGAGCUUGAGGCCAAGAAUAGCGAGCUAUUAAAACAGGGGAACACUAAACAUGAAGCCGAUACUAAGCAAUUGCAAAAUAAUAAAGAAAUCAACCUUAUUGCCAAAUUAUAUGAAGAAAACAAUCAAUCUUUAGUUAAUGCUGCCACUUAUUCCGAUGAAUCUAAUGACGUUUCAGCAAAGGCGGCACAGCUAAAUACUGAUGUAUAUAAAGAAACUGGGACACUAGUAACAUUGGAAUGUAAAUGCUAUACAACACCUAUAUGCACAAAGUCUAAAUCAUUAGAGGAUAAAGAAAUGUUUGAUUUCUUGGAUCAG
This is a messenger RNA of Acaulospora morrowiae, 318 nucleotides long. NCBI's taxonomy places the organism in Eukaryota, Fungi, Glomeromycota, Glomeromycetes, Diversisporales, Acaulosporaceae. The record is from the annotation of a GenBank genome assembly.